This is a messenger RNA of Colletotrichum karsti, 309 nucleotides long. RefSeq lists its product as uncharacterized. NCBI's taxonomy places the organism in Eukaryota, Fungi, Ascomycota, Sordariomycetes, Glomerellales, Glomerellaceae. The transcript has a single exon. Bases 1 to 309 code for a protein of 102 amino acids. The record is from RefSeq and is a predicted model, not a curated record.
AUGUCGGCGAGAAUGGCCGCGCGCAUCACAAACACGGCCGCCCUCCGUGUCCCGCUCCGGCGCUCCGCAUUCUCCACCGCCACCGCGCGACGAGCCGGACCGGCGAAGAACGCCAACAAUAACAACAACAAGCCGGACGACAUUGAGAUCCCGGCGUUCAACAUCAAACACAUCACUUCGAGUCGGAGGGCCAGGUUCUGGUUGAUUUCGUUGUUCUGGGUAUUUGCCUCGAUCGAGGGGUAUGGGUGGUAUAACUUUGGUCCGAAGAUCUUGGGCUGGGAGAAGGAGAAGGAGAAGCGGGAGGAGUAG